This is a messenger RNA of Setaria italica (foxtail millet), 621 nucleotides long. RefSeq names its product dehydration-responsive element-binding protein 2D. The record is from RefSeq and is a predicted model, not a curated record. Gene Ontology annotation, biological process: regulation of DNA-templated transcription. Gene Ontology annotation, molecular function: DNA-binding transcription factor activity; DNA binding. Bases 1 to 621 code for a protein of 206 amino acids. Lineage: Eukaryota; Viridiplantae; Streptophyta; Magnoliopsida; Poales; Poaceae. The transcript has a single exon.
AUGCGUGGCAGGAGGUACGCCGCCACGAUCUGGAACCCGUUCUUGAAGAAGGCCAUCCGGCUCGGCUCGUACGGGACUGCCGUGGAGGCCGCGUACGCCUACGACGCCGCCGCGAGGAGCGUUCUUGGGCGCUGGGCGAGGCCCAACUUCCCCGAGCUCUCGGCGGCGCCAGCGGCGAGGGAGGUCAUUGCAGCGGAUCUCGCGCGGGCAAGGCGUGCUGCGGAGCCCGCGCGCCAGCAGCAGCAGGCGCCUCGGCGUCAGGCGCCGCUGAUCCGCUGCUGGGUGCCUGCGCCAGCGGGCGCCGCGGCACAGCACCAGGAGCGCGUCGCACCGCCGGUGUUCGCGUUCCGGCGCGAGGCGGCGCCACAGUACAUGCGGCUACACUACCGUCCAGGCUCCGCCGCCACUGGCGGUGGACUCUACGCGGUGGCUUUCGUGCCGGGCGUACCCGAUCUCAACGAUCCGGUCCCCGAUACUUCGAGUAGCGAACUGAGCAGCACGGAGUCAGGCUCGGCUCCCGCCGCCCCUAACCGCCGCGAGCUGCCCCACCUGCCGGCACUGGCCGUCGAGCCCGACCAGUCCAUGGUCGGGGAUAAUUUCACGGACUCGUCUGCUGCAUGA